CAAAAUGGCGGCCAGUGUCCGCCAAGUUACGAGUCGCCUGCCCGUUGUGGUAAUCCUAGGAGCUACCGGCGCCGGAAAAUCCAAACUAGCCAUAGAUAUCGGAACCCGAAUGAACGGAGAAAUCAUCAGUGCGGAUUCCAUGCAGGUGUACAAAGGACUAGACAUUAUCACGAACAAGGUAACAGAGGAGGAACAGCGGGCGUGUGUGCAUCAUGUGUUGGACGUCGUCAGUCCGCUACGCCGCUUUACCGUGGUGGACUUCAGAAACAAGGCGCUGCCCAUCCUUGAAGACAUCCUGGACAGACAAAGACUGCCCAUCAUCGUGGGGGGAACCAACUAUUAUAUUGAGUCUCUGCUGUGGAAGGUGCUCAUCAGUCCACCGGAGGAUCAGGAGGAGACCAGCCUCCUGUUUGACCGUGAGGAUGCGGCAGACGAGAUGAUGACGGAUGCAGACCUCCACUCCCAGCUGGCCGCGGUGGACCCCGCCAUGGCUGCACGACUUCACCCUAAUGACAGGAGGAAAGUGGCCAGGAGUCUGCAGGUGUUUCAGCAGACAGGUGUUCCCCACAGCAUCCUUCUACAGGAACAGUCCACGCAGGAGGGGGGUGGGCCUCUCGGGGGGCCCCUCAGGUACACCAACACCUGCAUCCUCUACCUCUCCUGCCAACAGCAAGUUUUAGACGAGCGGCUUGACAAACGUGUGGACACUAUGUUGGAACAAGGCUUGCUGGACGAGCUUGCUCAUUUCCACACGGAAUACAACAAGGAGAUAGUUGAUGCAAACAGACAAGACUACACACGAGGUAUAUUCCAGUCUAUUGGGUUUAAGGAGUUCCACAAGUACCUGUUGCUGGAGGAAGAGCGGAGGUCGUCAGACGAGGGGCAGCGGCUGCUGCAGGAGGGUGUCGCCGCGCUGAAGACCGUCACCCGACGCUACGCUCGCAGGCAACUCAAAUGGAUCAGAAACAGGUUUCUAAAACGUCCAGGUGGGAAUGUGCCGCAGGUGUUCCAGGUGGACUCUACCAACUACCCUGGCAGGUGGGAGGAGGAUGUCCUGCAGCCGGCACUCAGCAUUGUCCAGGCUUACGUACAGGGUAGGGAUCCCCCUGUCCCCCCUGUGCCGUAUGAGGAGCCCAGACAGGUGGACCGACACACAGCCUACACCUGUGAGGUGUGCGGAGGGAGGGUCAUCACAGGACAGCUCAGCUGGGAAGCCCACCUGGCAUCACGGACACACCAGAGAAAAGCCCGGAAACAGCGGUUGCGUGAGGCAAUGAAGCAGCAUCAGCUGGAGAAAGCUCAGCAAUCCAGUGAGGCAAGUGCUAGCUCAGGGGAAGAUGACUUUGCUCAGUCAUUUAGUGCAAUGUUAGAGGAUAAGAAAGACUGAAAGUAAAUUGCUUACAUGUGAACCUAUUGUCACUGCAGAAAGAUGUAAUAAGUGAUUGUAAUUUCACUUAACUGUUGUUUUUGUCCGUGUGACGAAAAGAAACUGAACGCUUGAAACUGUGAACUUAUUGUGCAGGUUAACAAUUCAAGUUCCAGCAACAAAACUUUAUCUAUGAUGUUAUCAGGCAACCUCUGCCUAGAAAAGAAUGCUAUUAUUAUUACUCCACCACACAAAAUGAAAACUUUUAUUACACAGUUGGUUUGUCUGAAGGAGACUGAACUGCUGCAGUGCAGAAGGAAAGCUGCAUUCUUAGUCUUCCAUUAUAGUGUAAAUACAAACCUGCGUAGAAUGUACAUAUUCCCUAUUUUUUGUAUCGUUCAAAAUGUCAAGACUGCCAUUGUGAAGCAUUUUAAGAGCCUGGAAAUACCCCUAGUAUGUAAGGGAUUCUUGCCUAUGGAACUGGCACUGUAAACUUCCCAAUGAUUGCUAGGAGCUAACUUUGAUUUUUAGAAUGUUGCUUCACAGAAAAAUAUUUACAUUGUAGGUCCAAAUAUUGCAUAAAAAGUAUUAAAACAUGAUCAUGAUGAGGAUGAGUUUCUUGAACUAUUCAUUGUGACUCUUUAUUAAAUCGUAGUAUAUAUAAAGUAUGGGUUGCCCCC
Messenger RNA from Branchiostoma belcheri (Belcher's lancelet), 2046 nucleotides. Its product is annotated as tRNA dimethylallyltransferase, mitochondrial-like. The transcript is spliced from 10 exons. The record is from RefSeq and is a predicted model, not a curated record. Gene Ontology annotation, biological process: tRNA modification. Gene Ontology annotation, molecular function: tRNA dimethylallyltransferase activity. Bases 5 to 1387 code for a protein of 460 amino acids. Gene Ontology annotation, cellular component: mitochondrion. Lineage: Eukaryota; Metazoa; Chordata; Leptocardii; Amphioxiformes; Branchiostomatidae.